UUUGACAUCAAACAGCCGCCAUCUUAGAAAAAAAUCGUGCGUGUGUCUCUUCGGGCAGCUCGGAGCGUUCUGUGCCGUAGUUUUGUGGCAUUUUUCACCGUUUUCCGGUGGUAAAAGUGUAGUCCAUCGGGCGGGGAAAGUGUAGCGCAGUGUGGCAGCGUGCGGUUCAGUGUUUGUGGUGCAGGAAAAGGCGUUUUUUGCUGGUGUUGUGUUGGAAAGCAAACUGCUUCGCCCCUGCUCAGAUUCAGAAGCAACAAGUGGACGAGCACACCAAGUACGUCGUGCAAUGUGGAAAUUCAUCGUCCAAUAUUGAUCCGUCGCUCGCUUUCCGUUUGCCGUCGUGCUUGGCGCAGUGAUUUUCACGUAGUGCUUGGAAAAGGGAAGCGUUCUGUGCGCCCCUCGGGGGUCAGGUUGUUCGCGGAUCGUAUGCAAAAAAGGGAAAUAUUUUGAAAGUGCUACUGUUUUUUGACACUUACACACUCACCAACACACACAUCCGUACAUAUAGAGACGAACGGAGGAAGCGCGUUGUCUGCGUUUUGAUGGUGUGCGUGUGCGUACGGUAUAGUUGUGUGAGUUUGGUUGGCAGAGAGUGUGUGUGGGAGAAGCGGGUGUGUGCGACGCGUUCAAGAUCGGUGUGUGAAGCUGACGGCUGACCAAGCGAGACAGAAAGAGAGUGAUCGAGACGAAAAGAAGUAAAAAAACGAGUCGGCUGUGUGCGUUGGGCGUCGUGCGUGUGUAGUGGUGAUCACCGCAUACUUGAUCGCGCAUAGUUUAGCAAAAACGUUUAAAGGAACACACACCGAAGCUGAAGAGGCUGUAGCAGGCCAUUCAUUCAUUCAAUCUGCCGUUUCCCUGUGUGGCCACAGACUCCCCGGGAUAUCAUUGAUGCGCAUGGCAUGGAUUACAUUAUGAUGGCUUCCCGGCAUGCAUUCAGUCGCCCUAAACUUUGCGUAUACCAGCGGGCACAGCAUCCAAGAAGAAUGUGCAACGCUAAAGCAUAAGCGACGAACCUGUAAGUUGUAGUGAAAAGGGACUUUUGCGGACCAAAAACUAGUAGAAGUAAAAAAAAAAACAAACAAACUCCAAACCAUCAUCGAACACGCAUGCCGAUUGGCCCCCGCGCAGCGGAUGGUACUGCAGAACGAGGGGCGCACGGUAAAGCACUCGGGUCCGGUACCCGGGCACGGCGGUAAUGGUGACAGCAGCGAUCCUGGCGACAGCACUAUGGACAGCGACCUAGCCGGCCCCACCGAGACGUCGUCGGGCACAGCUACGAACAGUGGGGGAGGAGCGGAAGGCGAAGGACACAUUACCUCCAAUGGAGGUGGCAGCAGCGAGCGCAUGUCCCACGAGCAGCCGGUGAUCAAGCGGCAACGGAUAGAGCACGAUCGGGCCCACAGUAGAGGGGCGAGCAAUGUGGGAGGCGGUCUGCAUGGUCAGAGCAGUCCCGGCAGUGGUAGAAGCAACGGGUUGGCAACCGCAAACACAACACCAGCAAGCUCCAGUGGGAAUUCUUCCAACUCUUCGUCGGCCUGUUCAUCGUCCACCUCCCUUUCAUCCUCACCUUCCUGCUCGUCGACGAAGCUGGUUCCUUCCUCCCUGGACCAUUCGUCGGACGAUGAGCAUGCGCUUGCCUCGACACACUCCAGCACGGAGUUGGUCGGUCCGAACGGUCCCACCCACCAUCCGGAAACGCCCGCCACCGCGCCCGUCGACUAUCACGCCGUGUUUCAGGAAGCAAUCGGUCGACAAUGUCUCUGUACGAUCGAUUCCGGCGCGCUGCUAAUGUCGUUUCAGGCGCAUCGCGCCAGCCACACGGCAGGUGUCACGCCGGACACGGCCGCCCCACUCGCCGAGUGGCCGUUUGAGCAUCUGCUCAAGUUUCUCUCGAACGUGCAGCUGCUGUUCGACACCUACCUGAAGCAAAACAUCAAGGGCAACAUCUGCGCGGGCGUGAUGGAGCUCUGCAACUAUCUGAUCCGCAGCGAGGACCACCCCCAUCUGGCGCACCCGCAUCUGCGGCUGUACCGCGCGAGCAGUCCGGCGUUUGCGGCCGCCUUCCCGGCGCUCGACAUCGACGAGCUGAUCGGGCUUUGCAGCUGCAGCAGCAAGUACGUGAGCUACUUGGCCGGUCGAAUACUGUCCUCGUUUCUGAUCAUCGUCAAGGACGACCCGGACGACGACCGGUGGCUGGAAAAGAUCGUGGCGAACCUGUUCGACUUUGGGCAGCUGGAUCUGCACGCGGUGCGCAAGAUUAGCGCGAGCCUGGAGGUGAUCAAGCGCAUCGUCGAGUGGAAGGACGAAACCGAGCAUCCGCUCGAGGAGGAAGCGGCCGGUGGUGGUGGUGAUGUUGCUGCGGGUGGAGCAACUGCUGGCGAAUGGGCCUCUCCCCCUGGUGCCGCUGGUGGAUCGGGUGGACCUGCAGCUAGCAGUGCGGGACCAAUGUUCGGUGCACCCUCACUGGCGGACAAUUACUUCGCAACGCACUACGCAUCGUCGCAGUACGAUGGUGCGGCGGCAGCGGCCAGCAUUUUCCAUCCACCAGGCGGCGAAUCGUCGGGCGGUUCGUCCUCGACCGGCUCCGCAUCCACUUCGAUCAUCCCGCCCGCGUCCAAAGCUAACGAACCGCCGGCAGCAGCAUCUAGUCACGGUACGCACAGUACUACGAAUCAUCACCUUCACCAUCACCACCACCAUCACCGCACCUGCCGCUACAUCACACUGACCGACUCGGAAAGCUUCGACACGACGCGCAUCAAGUUCGAGACGAUCAACAUCCUCGGCGGCAAAUGGUCCGCCCUGGUGAAGCACAUCAGCUCGCUCACCCGGGCGCAGGCGAACAGCUCCAACCCGGCCGUCAUGGUGGCGACCGAAACCUGCAUCCUUACCUUUCUGCGCCUGUGGGAAAGUAUUAUCAGCGUGAAGGCGAACCUGUCGGUGGUGGAGACACAACCGUUUCACUCGCAGCUCGACAACUUCCAGCUGCUGCUGCUCGUUACCAAGAAUGCGGUAAUCUAUCGCCAGAUGCUGACGCUGUUCAACGAGGCACUGUGCUACGGCAGCACGCUCGCGCUGCAGGACCUCAUCCCGGAGGAGGUGGGCAGCCUGGCGCACAACAUCGUGCGCUCGGUCAAGGACUACCGGAUACUGGACAAGAUGCCGAAAUCGUCGUACAGCAACCAUCUCGGCUUUCUCGGGUAUCAGGGCGAGAUGGUGCGGUAUCAGGACCGGCGGUUAGCCCGACUGCACGAUGGCGGGACGGCCGGUGUCGGCAGUGUAUCGGUGGCAGCGCCCGAAACGUGCUACGAUCGGACGCUGCUGCAGAAGAUGGCCCUGCUGGUGCUGAAGGCGGUCGCGGUGAUCGUGAAGGAGAUACGGUGCGACUCGAGCGACUCGAGCGUGGAUAGCAGCGACUUUGACAUGCAGGAGAUACAGAUGAUCGAGCGCAGCAUCCGCGAUGUGGUGAAGAAGCUGGAAACGUUCCUGAAGGCGCAGCUCGAGUUCCACCCGGAGAGCCACUUCAGCAAGGUGCUGAUCCACCUGUUCGACGACCAGGACGACUAUCUGGUGGAGGCGAUGGUGUGCACGCUGGACGUGACAUCGGGCAUCUCCUUCCGGAACAACGCGUUCCCGGAGCUGAUUGCGAUGCUCAACCCGGUGUACACGUUCAUCGAGUUCAGCAAUCUCGGGCCGAACAUAACGCACCUCUUUCUCGACCUGCUGAUCAGCCCGGAAACGUGCUUUCUGCUGUUUCUGCUGCGCUUCCUCAAGUACAUACGGCAAAACUGGGCAAUGUUUACGCAGAGCUGCUACAACUACUACCGGCAUAACAGUUACAGUAAUGCGGCCACGCUGCUACAGCAUCGGUUACGUGCUGCUAGUGGGAGCGUCGGUGGUGGUGGCAGCAGCGGCAGCAAUGUAGGAGCACCGGUCGGUGAUCAUAGUGGCGCGGUGGCAGGUGCUGUUGGCUCGAACGCGAACGUCAUACUGGACAGUGUGAUGACCGUGUUGAUCAGCCUGCGGCUACAGAUCAGCCGGCUGGUGGCGGACACGCUGUUCCCGUACAAUAUUACUCCCAUUUUGAGAUUGAUAGAAAACUGCGAAAGUCUGUACGAGGGCAACGAGCUGAGUUGAAGCGGGAAAGCAGCAGUUGGAUUGAAUUGUAGAUACACAUAGGGAUGCGAAACGAAAUGGGCGGGGCACGAUCCCUUCCCUCCUUAGCAGUAAUGUAACAAAAGUACAACCUUUUAGAAAGCGUAUUUGAAAUGUGCGUGCCUUUAUCCUUGAUAAGUGCUCUCUUAACGUAUCCAAAAUCCAGGCCCUCCGUUGUUCUCUCUUGGCGGCAGCAGCCGGAGUAGGCGGCUGACAAAUGCAUUCCACUUAGUACGGGCACGUUUUGUUUCCAUUUAAUGUAUUAGCCGUUUAGUAAUUUGUAAUUUGGGGACUGAUUUUGUACAGUGGUUUUUGAUUUUGUGUCGCGGCGACAAUGAGGGUUCAUAUUCAAAAACUAAAAAAAACCCUGAUAUUGUGGUGUACAUAAGCUGUGUAGAUAAGCGGUCUUACUUGUAUGUGCAAGUGUCUUCCAUAACCCCAGUUCCCAGUUAUAUGUUCGGGAUUUGCUUUUUUUAUUUAGUGUGACGCAAAUGAGACACCUCGCGCACGAUCCUUCGCAACAGUGGAGACAACCAUUCCACCACGACGGAACGUGAGUGCUCCGCUUCUUUACGGUGCUGUCGAAACUUGCUAAUCUUGCCACGAGUUGAUAGUAUGUCCAUUCCAAAAGGCCGCACACUCGGCGCGCCACUGUACAAAUGUCCAAUUUCCCCAAAAGUGAGGGAGCAGCAGCGGCACAAGUAAACCUGCUAACCCAAUUGUACCUCCUUCCCCACCCUCAAUCUUAGGCUAGACAAGGUCACAAAAUGAAUUGUGUAAACUUUGAAGUAGAAAGUUUUAGCUUAAUUUAUAUGUGCUAUAUAUAUGUAUCUAAAAUUAUACAACGUGCGCUAGGCGAGUGUCGCACAGAGCAAAGUGCCUUGUUUUAUUGAAAUGACAUCAAAUGGCGCGCAGCCACCACUAUUACUAAUCACCGUGGAGAAUGGGUUGUUGGUAGUGAGACACACCCCGUGCGUACGUUUAAUUUAAUUUAUCAUUCAGAAGGGAAGGACUUUCACGUUCGUGUGCUUUACAAGUAAAGAAGGGUGAACGAAGCGCAGAAAGUGUAAACAGGGGAGCAAGCAGGCAGGAGGAGGUGCCCGUACUCACACAUAUCGUCGUAUCGAACGCGGUUGACCGCCGCUUCCACAAUAGAUUGUAAUAAACUAUUUAAAUGAUUUUUAUA
Messenger RNA from Anopheles arabiensis, 5341 nucleotides. It is a transcript of the gene lin, whose product is annotated as protein lines. The record is from RefSeq and is a predicted model, not a curated record. Lineage: Eukaryota; Metazoa; Arthropoda; Insecta; Diptera; Culicidae. Bases 1132 to 4137 code for a protein of 1001 amino acids. The transcript is spliced from 2 exons.